Molecule: messenger RNA, 696 nt
Organism: Suillus subalutaceus
Lineage: Eukaryota; Fungi; Basidiomycota; Agaricomycetes; Boletales; Suillaceae
Product: thioredoxin-like protein
Exons: 6
Coding region: 1-696 (231 amino acids)
Molecular function (GO): oxidoreductase activity
Source: RefSeq, a predicted model, not a curated record
AUGUCUGAUUCAGAUUCUACCCUGUCCCCUGAACCUCAGCGUACUAUCAAAAUCAUCUUCAUCUCGGAUUAUGUCUGCGCAUUUUGCUACAUCGGGAAUAAGUCGCUCAAAGACGCUAUUGCCGCAUGUCGUGACUUGGAUGUACGUUUCGACGUGGAAUUCCGGCCAUUUACUCUCCUCUGCCAAUCAUCCGUACCCGAGGUCCCCAAAGUGAAAGGUGAAAAAGUGCCCAAUCGCAGGGAUUACCUCGUUCGGAAGCUUGCUGGCUUACCGCUUGCAGAAGACGGGAUUGUGGCCCGGUCUACUCUUGCCCACAGACUUUCUGUGAAAGCAUAUAAAGUUGGCGGGCAAGCCAUGCAAGGCCACCUCAACGAUAUUCUAUUUAAAGCCGCUUUCGCCGAUUGCCAGGACGUUAGUGACGUCGAGUUUCUUGCUGAUGCAGCAGAGAAAGUUGGCUUGAUGGACAAGACAGAGGCUAUUACUUUCUUGCAAGAUACCGAUUGCAAGAACUGCGUCAAUCAAAUGAUUGAUGCUGCUCGGGCGAGCGGUGUGAAUGGCGUGCCCUCCAUCAUAAUUGAUGGUAAAUGGGCUUUGAAUGGCGUACAAUCUACAGAGUGUUACCUUCAGAUUUUGCGGAAAAUUGCACAAUCGUCGUCAAUGACGGAAUGCGCAUCGGUCGUCUCAGUGGAAUCAUAA